Messenger RNA from Vigna unguiculata (cowpea), 663 nucleotides. RefSeq names its product sucrose nonfermenting 4-like protein. The record is from RefSeq and is a predicted model, not a curated record. NCBI's taxonomy places the organism in Eukaryota, Viridiplantae, Streptophyta, Magnoliopsida, Fabales, Fabaceae.
ACAGGAAGCUAAUUCCAGGAUGCCCGUGUCUGAUCUAGUGUUCUCUCGCCAGCGUAUAUCUGUAUUCUUGUCUACACAUACUGCUUAUGAUUUGCUUCCCGAGUCAGGGAAGAUCAUUGCCUUGGAUAUAAAUUUACCUGUGAAGCAAGCAUUCCAUGUUCUUUAUGAACAGGGCGUAUCUAUGGCUCCUCUAUGGGACUUUAGCAGGAGUCAGUUUGUUGGAGUUCUUAGUGCAAUGGACUUCAUUCUAAUACUGAAAGAGCUGGGAAAUCAUGGUUCGAAUUUGACUCAAGAACAACUUGAGACUCAUACUAUAGCAGCCUGGAAAGAGGGAAAAUUACUGCUACGCAGAACACUUGAUAGUAAUGGAGGAUCACAUCCCUGACGAUUUGUUCAUGGUUGUAAGCAGACAUAUUCUGGAAUGCAUUUAAGUCCUAGACAAUAUGAAUAUCUUGUAAGCUAGGAAGUUCUGACACGGCGUUGGAACCGCGCUUCCCUGUUUCGGAGGCGCACCAGACACGGACACCUGCCGGAAGCGCGUACGAUGCGGUGUCAGACACUGUUAUUUGGGCCGGACACAACCUUCUCUCUGGACGCACGGAAAAUAUACGUUUGCGUUGGUAAAAAAAGUUACGUGAAAAAGAAAAACAAGAAAACAAAACC